Messenger RNA from Liolophura sinensis, 2486 nucleotides. Its product is annotated as cryptochrome DASH-like. Gene Ontology annotation, biological process: photoreactive repair. NCBI's taxonomy places the organism in Eukaryota, Metazoa, Mollusca, Polyplacophora, Chitonida, Chitonidae. Gene Ontology annotation, molecular function: damaged DNA binding; FAD binding; deoxyribodipyrimidine photo-lyase activity. The coding region runs from base 69 to 1619 and encodes 516 amino acids. The transcript has 12 exons. The record is from RefSeq and is a predicted model, not a curated record.
CAACAACAACAAUAACACGUGUAACCCUCUCUGAAGAAAGAAACGGCUGAUGUGCAUGUUAACGUAAAAUGGCAGGACAAAAAGCAAGAUUGGUUAUCUGUUUAUUUCGCAACGAUCUUCGUUUUCAUGACAACCAGAUGUUACACUGGGCACACAGGAAUGCUGACUUCGUCUUGCCUCUGUACUGCUUCGACCCUCGUCACCUGAAGGACACAUGGCACUAUCACUUUCCCAAGACAGGUCCUCAUAGACUCCGGUUCUUGUUAGACACUGUCAGAGAUCUGAGGCAAACUUUACAACAGCAUGGCAGUGGGCUUAUUGUGAGAGAAGGAGAGCCAGAGAAGUUAAUCCCAGACCUAAUAAAGAGACUGAGCGCAGGGCAUCAUGUACAUACAGUAGCCUUACAGAAAGAGGUCACAAAGGAAGAACUAGAUGUUGAAACAGCCUUAAUAUCAGCCUGUACACAACAUGGUGUGGAGAUAAAACUGUUUUGGGGAAUGACGCUGUACCACAGAGAUGAUCUGCCCUUUGACCCUAAACAAACUCCAAACGUGUACACCGAGUUCAGGAAGAGUGUGGAGAACAGGUGCUCAGUGCGCCCCCUGGUGGACAUGCCAGCCCAGUUAAGGCCCCUCCCUGGUGGAGUAGAAGGAGGAGACAUACCUGAUUACUCUGCUCAAGUAUCCCUGUCAGAACCUGACCCCAGGUCUGCCUUCCCUUUCCGCGGUGGGGAGACGGCUGCCCUGGAGAGGUUACAGUAUUACCUGUGGGGGUCAGACAAAGUGGCUAGUUACAAGGAGACCCGGAACGGUAUGGUGGGACCGGACUACUCCACCAAGUUCUCACCAUGGUUGGCUUUAGGGAGUCUUUCACCACGGCAGAUUUACUGGGAAAUGAAACGUUAUGAGGAACAGCGCACAGCCAAUCAGUCCACAUACUGGGUGAUUUUUGAGUUGUUAUGGAGGGAUUACUUCAAAUUUGUGGCCAUAAAGUUUGGAGACCGGUUGUUCUAUAAAAGUGGUCUUCUUGGGAAACAUGUCCCCUGGAGAGUUGAUAUGAAUUUGUUUAACGCAUGGAAAGAUGGCAGGACAGGUGUGCCAUAUGUGGAUGCUAACAUGAGAGAGCUGAAGGUCACAGGGUUCAUGUCUAACAGAGGCAGACAGAACGUUGCCAGCUACUUGACCAAAGAUCUGAAGUUAGAUUGGAGAUUAGGUGCUGAGUGGUUUGAAUCACUCCUGGUUGACCAUGAUGUCUGCAGUAACUAUGGCAACUGGCUAUACAGUGCAGGUAUUGGUAAUGAUCCUCGUCAAGAUCGCAAGUUCAACAUGAUCAAACAGGGACUGGAUUAUGACUCCAGUGGUGAGUAUGUGAGACAUUGGGUGGAGGAACUAAAGGGCAUCAGUGGAGGAGACAUACACAGGGUGUGGACACUGCCCUCAGGCCUGCUGUCUCGGGCAGGCAUCAGCAUAGGGCUGAACUACCCAUACCCAGUCGUCGUCGCACCAGAGUGGGCAAGACAUUUCGGAAAAUCUGUGAGUACACAGAUGGAAACUCCACUCCUGCAAACCUUAUGGUGUGCAAAGAUGUUUUUUUUCAUACAUGACACAGAAAUUGUUUAAGAGCCACAUUAAUUAAGACAUCUUGAAUUGUGGAACAAGUAGUUGUACAGCUUGGGAUGAGUUUGUUUAGGCAGAUAAAUAUAUCAGUGUCAAUUUUUACCCUAAGCCAGAUGCUGAAGGAUUUUUUUUUUUUUUGGAUAAAAAAGAAGAGAUUUGCAAAAAACAGGAAAUAUGUAAGUGCAAAAUCCCAGUGGACUUUCACCUCUACAUUGUUUUGAUGACAGUACCUCUGCACUUGGGUACCUCUGCACUUGGGUACCUCUGCACUUGGGUACCUCUGUACUUAAGAGAACAACCAAAGCACCCUGUGCUACAUUACCCUCAGAGUGCAUGACCUAUUAAUUUAUGACGCGCCUGUUAAGAUAGCUACCAUUCUCUCCCCAUAAGGUUGGUCAAGUGUCAUGUUAUGGUCUUCAUGAAAGGACUUCUGACAGUACCAGGAUGUACACUGAAAGAAGUGUAUAUCCCACUGUGCAAGGCUUUUGAGAUGAAUAUGUAUCAAAACAAAUUGAUCAAAGUGCAUACAGGACCUAGUCAGUCUUCCCUUCUCUUACAGACAUAUACACAAACCAAAAUAACUGCUCUGGGAAUUGAAAGGGAAUCCCCUGAGAUUGAGCAAACACCCUGUGAGGAGAGGAUUAAAAAUGUCACAGUCUGUACCACCAUAACCGUCUGACUCAUGUGUUCAGAAGAAUAUUUGCUGAACUAGCAAAUAGACCACUGUGGUGGCCUAAUGGGUAGAGCCUCUGCCUCAAAGGCAGGAGGUCCGGCAUCAAACCAGGGUCAGGUCUUACCAGAGGCUUUAAAAAUGGUACUUCCUGCUGCCUUGCUUAGCAAUCAGCAGUGAAAAGGUUCGAGCAAGGAAGC